Messenger RNA from Penicillium crustosum, 1791 nucleotides. RefSeq lists its product as uncharacterized. Bases 1 to 1791 code for a protein of 596 amino acids. NCBI's taxonomy places the organism in Eukaryota, Fungi, Ascomycota, Eurotiomycetes, Eurotiales, Aspergillaceae. The record is from RefSeq and is a predicted model, not a curated record. The transcript has 2 exons.
AUGAUGGCCCUUGAAGCUACCAGGCCUAAACAACUUCCAUACUUCGAUCCCAUGACCAUGGACCCCUCUAUGUUCUCUUUUCCCGUUGAGAGUCUUUCCAACUACACACAAGGCCAUGAGAUGUCCCAUACUUCCAAUUCGUACUACGAUACCCACCCUUUGUUGGAGUCUGCAGAUCUGCAAAAUCCUACAUAUUUUUCUUCUAUACCAGCCACACCCCCUUCAAUUUCUGCCUCUCACUCUGCUGAGCCAUAUAUUCCCACCGGGUCUGCUGCCUCAGGACAGUCCAUUGCUAGCGCAUCCUCUUCGGCAAUGGGAUCACCAUACUCAGGAACCGCGCAUGCCUUCCAGGAGAACUGGGUGAAUACGAACCACGGAUUGGGUUUGCCAGCCGCAGUGAUGAACGACCUUUUCUCUCAGGAGUACAUGGGAAGUACGUUGGAAAUGGAAAUGCCCUACCAAGAAAAGUUCCCGGACCCUUUUGUCGACCAUCACACCUCCCCACACUCACACCCAUUACAACACACUGGACCAUCUCCCCUCAUGGUCCCACACAGGUCGCAUUCACGACCCCUGUCGAUCUAUGAUCGACGAUCGUCCAUCUCAUCAAUUCAUUCCCGACGCUCGCAACACAGCCCGGCUCUUAGCAGCAUCGAGCCUGACGAAGAUAUCAAAGAAAAAGGCCGCUGCCCACACCCUGACUGUGGCAGAGUCUUCAAAGACCUGAAAGCCCACAUGCUGACUCACCAGUCUGAGCGACCCGAGAAGUGCCCAAUCCUGAACUGCGAAUACCACAUCAAGGGCUUCGCCCGCAAGUACGACAAGAACCGCCACACCCUCACCCACUACAAAGGGACCAUGGUAUGCGGUUUCUGCCCGGGCUCCGGCUCCCCCGCGGAAAAGAGCUUCAAUCGCGCCGAUGUCUUCAAGCGUCACUUGACCUCCGUUCACGGUGUUGAACAGACCCCACCAAACUGCCGGAAGCGCAGCCCCGGGGCAACGAAGAAGGGCACCAACUACAGCCCCGACGCAACAGGAAAGUGCUCAACCUGUUCAUCGACCUUCAGCAACGCGCAGGACUUCUACGAGCAUCUGGACGACUGUGUCCUCCGCGUUGUGCAGCAAGAAGAGCCCUCGGAGGCCAUCAACCAGCAGCGUCUGGCAGAGGUCGCUUCCGACGAGGAGGUCAAAAAGACUAUGGAGAAGCACCAACUACUUGACGCGCCUGGCCCGGUCGACCAAUUCGACGAUUAUGAAGACCAAGAUGACGACGAUACCCAUGACCCUUCCAACUGGCGCGGUUUGAAGACCAAGCCCAGAUCAUCAAAGGGCAACAUCCCUGCCUCCCGACCUAUCAUCGGCUCCGGCAAUGCCGUCUCCAAGAAUUCCUCCAAGGCCCCCCGCACUGUCCCAACCCGUCGCCGCAAUAACCGCGGCAACUACCCGCAGUCUUGGGGAUGCCCCGGUGGCAGCAUGAAGACCAAGAAGCGUGUUCUGUGUGUCUUUGAUGGCCAACGCCGUCUGUGGAAAGAUGAGAUGAUGCUCAAUAACGAGUUCGAGGUCCGUCUCAGACUCCCCGGUGGGGCGGGCGAUGGCACCAACCGUGAUGCCUACGUCACUGAUCUGGAUGUCGAGACGAUGAAGCGUGCCGAGGGUGUGCUGAGUGCCACCGAGGAGGAACGUGGUCCUUGGAUGAACGGUCCUUCGCCUCAUAUUAUGGGUCAGCCGGCGAUGCUAUUACCGGAACUGUCCCACGAUGAUGAGAUUUCCCUCAAUGAAUUAAUGGCUUAA